Corythoichthys intestinalis (scribbled pipefish) is the source of this 1032-nucleotide messenger RNA. RefSeq names its product coxsackievirus and adenovirus receptor homolog. Bases 104 to 958 code for a protein of 284 amino acids. The record is from RefSeq and is a predicted model, not a curated record. Gene Ontology annotation, biological process: homotypic cell-cell adhesion. The transcript is spliced from 2 exons. Gene Ontology annotation, molecular function: cell adhesion molecule binding. Gene Ontology annotation, cellular component: intercalated disc; basolateral plasma membrane; bicellular tight junction. Lineage: Eukaryota; Metazoa; Chordata; Actinopteri; Syngnathiformes; Syngnathidae.
GUUGUUUUUUCGUUAUGAAUUUUUACACCAAAUGCCUAAGAAGCAGACAAGUGUUGCUGUCGUUGGUGUGCAUCUUCCUUCCUAAACAUAAGCAGGUGUAUACAUGAUGAUGAUGUGGCACCUCCUUUGGCCUUCUGUCCUCCUGGGAGUGUUUUUUAACAUUUGUCCAACAUGUCCUCUGGAAAUCCAGAAGGAAAGGAACCACUACUACGUCGCCAGGGGGUCAAGUGUCCAGCUACCUUGUGCGUACAGUCACACCCUGGACUCUAACCAGUACACGGAGGUCUCGUGGAGUAUCGUGUCUGCAGACCGAGAGGAGCAACCCAUCAUUUGGUUUACAGGCGGCCGCUUGUAUUCUGAUUUGUACAAACCAAUGGAGGGGAGGGUCCAAUUCACAUCAGCGGAUCCCCAAAAUGGAGACGCAUCUAUCACCAUCAAAGAUGUACGUCUGUCAGACAUGAAGAAAUAUCGCUGUACGGUGAAGAAGUUACCAGAACUGGACCAGAAGAUCUUUGACCUGACGGUCAUGGAGGCACCCAGUCAGCCUCUGUGCAGUGUUGACAAAGAAGACAACAGUAUGACGCUGAAAUGCAGCUCUCUGCAAGGCACCCCACCUUUGCAUUACAUCUGGUCCAAGACCAGCGGAAAUAAGGUCAUGCCUACACAGGCCUUUGUCGACCCCACAGGAGCCACCUUGCAUUUCAACAUCACCGAGCGGGAGUGUGGAAGCUAUCGCUGCACGGUGGAAAGUAUGGUGGGCACCAAACACUGUGACCUUCACCUGGACUGUUCGCUGCCCCAGGACGACAAUGUGAGCAGUGCACGAUUGCUGACAACCACUGCAGUCGCUGCAAUCGUUGUCACUAUCACCACACUCUUCAUUGUCGCAGUUGUCCUUGCCGUAUUCCUCUACCGCAAACGAAAAGAGCAACACCAGGACAUUGAAAUGGAAAAAUAAUUUGAUGUUGUUCAUUUGUGAAUGUUUGAUAACAAAUUGUUGACAUUGUUUGUUAUGUUAAAUCUUUUUACCGC